GCAGUGGAGUGGAAAGCACAUCAAUUCCAAAAUGGCUGGCUGCUCGGUGUAGACGAAACGUCACUCGUCAGUAUCUUACUAUCUUGGACAGGUAGGAAGAAACUGUAAAAACAAAUGUACCCCUUUUUUUUCCUGAUAUUUUGAAUUAAUAAUUACGUGCUGUGACUGCUCCAGUAAAGGAAAAUGUCCGCGGAACGUGAAAUUCCGGCCGAGGACAGUAUAAAAGUAGUUUGUCGGUUUCGGCCCCUAAAUGAUUCGGAAGAAAAGGCAGGGUCUAAAUUUGUUGUCAAAUUUCCUUCUGGGGGAGAAGAAAAUUGUAUUUCAAUUGGGGGAAAAGUUUACCUAUUUGACAAAGUAUUCAAACCAAAUGCAACACAAGAAAAAGUCUACAGUGAGGCAGCCAAGAGCAUUGUCUCCGAUGUUCUGGCCGGGUACAACGGGACAAUAUUUGCCUAUGGGCAAACGUCUUCGGGUAAAACACAUACCAUGGAAGGUGUCAUAGGUGAUCCACACAAGCAGGGUAUCAUACCUAGAAUUGUAAAUGAUAUCUUCAAUCACAUCUAUGCUAUGGAAGAAAAUCUAGAAUUCCACAUAAAAGUUUCCUAUUUCGAAAUUUACAUGGACAAAAUUAGAGAUCUCUUAGACGUUUCAAAAGUUAAUCUUAGUGUUCAUGAAGAUAAAAACAGAGUACCGUAUGUCAAAGGCGCCACGGAGAGGUUUGUCUCUAGCCCUGAAGAAGUAUUUGAAUCCAUAGAAGAAGGAAAAUCUAAUAGACAUAUAGCUGUGACAAAUAUGAAUGAACAUUCAUCUAGGUCGCAUUCAGUAUUCCUUAUUAAUGUUAAGCAAGAGAACUUAGAAAACCAAAAGAAAUUGUCAGGAAAGCUCUAUUUAGUAGAUUUAGCAGGUUCAGAAAAAGUAUCUAAAACUGGAGCUGAAGGAACCGUUCUAGAUGAAGCUAAGAAUAUUAACAAAUCUCUUUCCGCUUUGGGUAAUGUAAUCAGUGCCUUGGCUGAUGGAAAUAAGACACAUAUUCCUUACAGAGAUUCAAAACUAACGCGUAUCCUUCAAGAAUCCCUAGGAGGUAAUGCCAGAACGACAAUAGUUAUCUGUUGUUCUCCAGCUAGUUUUAAUGAGUCUGAAACCAAAUCGACUCUCGAGUUUGGUAAGAGAGCCAAGACCGUCAAGAACGUAGUAACAGUGAACGAAGAAUUGACAGCAGAAGAAUGGAAGAGACGUUACGAGAAGGAAAAAGAAAAAGUGGCAAGGCUCAAAGGCAAAGUGGAAGUUCUUGAAGCUGAGCUGAAUAGGUGGCGUGCUGGUGAAACUGUUAGGGCUGAAGAACAAGUUAAUCUUAACGAACUAAUUGAAGCCAUAACGCCUGUCUCAGCUCUGGAAGAAAGUGUUGUAGAGCCCGUUGGACCUAUGCCUGCAACACCUGCAUUAAUGAUUGGAUCCACACUGGGAUUGGAAGAAAGACAGAGAUUGGAAUUAGAAAGAGAAAGACUUUACCAGCAAUUGGAUGAAAAAGACGAAGAAAUUAACCAACAGAGCCAGUAUGUAGAAAAAUUGAAAGAACAAAUGAUAGAGCAGGAUGAAUUGAUUACAAGCACCCGUAAAGACUAUGAAGCUUUGCAAAGUGAAAUGAAUAGAAUUCAGCAAGAGAAUGAAAAUGCAAAAGAAGAGGUUAAAGAAGUACUACAAGCUUUAGAAGAACUAGCUGUGAAUUAUGACCAGAAAUCACAAGAAGUCGAUGCUAAGAACAAGGAAAUGAUCUCGCUUACUGAGGAAUUGAUGGAAAAACAAACUGGCCUCAACACAACCACCACAGAAUUGCAACAACUCAGGGAUAUGAGCAGUCACCAAAAGAAACGAAUUGCGGAAAUGCUUAGCAAUUUAUUGAAAGAGUUGGGCGAGAUUGGUACAACUCUUGGUAGCGAAGGUUCAGAACUUAAGGUGUCAAAUGAUGCUGCAAAACUGGAAGAAGAAUUCACCGUUGCUCGAUUGUAUAUUUCAAGAAUGAAAAGUGAAGUUACUAAUCUCACUCAGCGGCUGCUGGAAAUUGAAAACAAAGAACAAGAUAGUAACAAAAAAGUUACAGAAUAUGAGAAGGAACUAGCAGAAUGUAGGUUAUUAAUUUCCCAACAUGAAGCUAGAAUGAAGAGCUUACAAGAAUCGAUGAGGGAAUCCGAAAAUAAGAAGAGAAUGCUUGAGGAAAGUGUUGAUGCUCUCAGGGAGGAAUGUGCUAAGCUUAAAGCAGCUGAACAGGUAUCGUCUGCUUCUGAGAGUGAAAAGAAAGAAGCAGCUGAUUUACGAAUGGCUCUUGAGCAACAAAUGGAUCAAUUGCGAGUUGCUCAUCAACAGCAAGUUGCUUCGCUAAGAGAUGAAAUUGCAGAAAAACAGCAGCUUAUUAGUGACAUCAAGGACUCCAACCAAAAACUAACUUUGGCACAACAGCAACUUCAAUCCGACUAUGAGAAGAUCAAGGUUGAAGAGGCUGACAAGUCUCAUAAGCUCCAAGAACUCAUAGCCACCAAUGAUCGUCGCGAACAAGCACGCAAGGAUCUCAAAGGUCUCGAAGAUACCGUCGCCAAAGAGCUGCAAACUCUACAUAAUUUGAGAAAACUGUUUGUCCAGGAUUUGCAGGCUCGUAUGAAAAAGAACAUGUCAAACGAAGAGAGCGAAGAAGAUGGAGGAUCGCUAGCACAAAAACAGAAGAUCUCGUUUUUGGAGAACAACCUCGAUCAGUUGACAAAAGUGCACAAGCAGCUGGUGAGAGACAACGCUGAUUUACGAUGCGAAUUGCCAAAACUCGAAAAAAGGCUCAGAGUUACCAUGGAAAGGGUUAAGGCACUCGAAACGGCAUUGAAAGACGCCAAGGAAGGAGCUAUGAGAGACAGAAAGAGGUACCAAUACGAGGUCGAUCGUAUCAAAGAAGCGGUUCGUCAAAAGAAUUUGGCACGUCGCGGACCCGCAGCCACCAUUGCGAAGCCAAUCAGAUCGGGACAGCACCAUGCAGUAAUUGCUGGUGGUGCAGGGGGUGGCGCAGCAAUAAGGCCACAAGGCAACAAUGCUGUGGAUGAUGCGCAAAAGCGCAGGUCGAUCCUGGUGGGCAAAGAUUAAGCAUUUCUGGAGAGAUGGCUCGCCCCACACGUAUAAAAAAAAACAGGGUGCUCCCUCCAGCGUUCUCUUUCAGGACUAAAAUAAAAUAAUUAGAAAAUUAACUCAACUGUAAUAAUACCAAAAAUAUUGCUGAUACUAUUCCCUAUUUAUCGAUUCGCGGGGCAUUUCAAUCCCUGUUUAAUUGUGCUUACAAAGCUUAGUUACAUUUAGAAAUAGGGUGCACUCAAUUUCGAUCACUAACAAUAAUAAUUAUUUAAAAAAAAAAGUAAUUUACCUAAAUUUUACAACAUUGUAACCAUGUGUCUUGUUUCCGAUUCUCAUAAAAAUAAAUAAAUUAAUAGUAACGACUGUCAGACUUAUAACGGUUCUUGAAGAUGAAAAAAGCAGUGAUUGGUUAUUGUUCAAAAAAUAUGUUAUUUUAAAAAUUAAAUUGAUAUUUAGCACGCACAAGCAAUGAAAAUUUGAGGCAUGGUGAUGAUCGACAUCAAAGGAGAAAAGUUUGUGACCAAAAAAUUGAAAAACUCGGAUGUUGAAGCCACUCCAGUUGAAUGCGUCAAUUUGUAAUGAUUUGGAUGACAAGAUCCUACCACAAGACGAACCGGUUUUACAUGCAGAAACCAGAGAAUCAUCAGAUAUUGUUCCGUAGGGAAAUUUAUAGAGAAAACCGUUUAAUUUGAACCAAACUAUAAAACAGUAUCAUCCGAAGAUAUUUCAGGACAAAUUAUCACGAGAAUUGCACAGUAACUGGUGUUUUGACAUUUUUUGACAAAGAAUUUAAAUUUUUGAUUGAUGAAAUUCUCCCAUAAAAUAUAACUCGUGCAAUGGAAAUAUGUUUAUAAUUUUUGACAAAUUUGCACUCAUGCGUUUUCAAGUAAGAAUGCCUUCGGACAAAUUUCUCAAAAAUUAUCGAUAAUUUCCAUUGCACUCAUUAUAUUACUAUUGAUAAUCAAACAGCCCAUUCCAAAAUUGAUGAAUGAACCAUCAAAGAAAUUCGAUCUCUAUUGACUCUGAUAUGACAUAGCAACUGCAUCAACGUUUCCCACUAUCGUCGAAAAUUUGGUAUAAAUACACACCGCACAAAAAUUAUCGCAUCACCAAGGCUUUUAAAUAUUUUGGCUACAGUAAAUUUAUUUUAAAAAUUUCCUAAGUAUUCCCUGAAUGGGCAUGCUUUAACUGAAAAACUCGAGUCAAAAAACAUGUCGUUUCUUCUUCUGUUAGGUUCCUGUUCACUUUUUUCGGGAAAAUGCGGAUAGGCAUAUAUUCCACUUUGCAAUUAUGCUGUUCAUUUCUGUGUUUUCUGCUUUGAUAGAUGCGAUAAUUUUUGUGCGGUGUAUAUUUCCAGACAUCCAACAUUUAAUAAGUGAUGCAAAACAGAAAUACAGUUGCACGUGCGUCAUUUUCCCAUACUACAAUGGAAAUGCUGUGACCAAAAUAUAGUUACGCAUAGUUUUUGAUUUACAGGAGGUUGAAUCGACGUACAAUUUUUCACAUAGAAAUACCAAGUACUUGAUACUGAUAAAGUAAGAAAUAACCAUCAAGGGAUGAAAACUUUUCAUAUCGCCAAAACAAAAAUUAUCCAGAAAGUUUAAAAGCUAUGGACCAAAGAGUAAAAAAAAAACUGCUUCUUUAUUAGUUUAUAAUGGACUGAAUGACCCAAAGAGUCAGGGCUAAGACACGCCGGCGAAAACUUCGCCCCUUGCCUCAUCACCUCUGAUGCUUAACGCACUUGUAGGCCGAAGGACAGGAUAAAAUACCCAUAGACUGUGAAGAAAUAUCCUUUUUUUUUAUCCAAUUCGGAUGAUUACACCUCAAAAAUUUCAAAAACAACUAGAUGCAUCACAUUGCAUAAUUCCCUUUUUUUUUCUCGAAAAAGGACGCUGCUACAGGAGACUAAUAGUUAUUUAUGUCAUAAUGUCAAAAAAUUGGUCUUUUUUGUGCCAAGCUCAAAGUUUGACUAUAAUUGAGUGAAGUACAAAAAAAAUUGGGCCGAAUGGCAUACAUUUCAUCUUCAAAGGACUGCAAUGUUUUCUUCCACCACUCUAUCACUGCUUUUCUCAUCCAUUCUCUGGAAAAUACUGUUUUAUUGCUUGUUUCCAAAUUAUUACGUUUUACUCUAUUAGGUUCCGUAGUAUUUACUGAUUGUCUGAGAGAUGUUACGGUUUCAGUUUCAUUACCCUCUUCAGACUCUUCAUUUUCUAAGAGCAAUUUAAGGCUUGUAUUAGAUUCGUCAGUGAUUUUGUUGUGUUGAGAAGCCGCUAUGCUAUGUUGUAUUGUUUGGAGCCCAAUCAUCACGUUUCAGUUUAAAAGUUGUUUAAACUUUCCUUACUUGAAUCUUCUUCGAACUGUGGUAGAAUCCUAUCUGCCGAAUUAUCACUUUUCAUUGUGAAAACUUCCGUUUGUUGAUCUUGAUGCUGGCGUGUGGUAGAAUUUUGUCUUUAAACUCAUCACGUUUCACUACAACAGUUUCUGUAUUUUUCUUUUGCAAAACUUGAAUUGUGGUAGAAUCCUGUCUGCCGAAUCGUUUUGCUUCACUGUUAAAGUUUCCAUUUUCUCAUUGCUAGAAACUAACCCAAAUUAUUACGUUUUUCUCUAUAAGGUUCCAUAGAAUUUACUGAUUUUCUAUGAUCAAUUCAAGGUUUGUAUUAGCUUUGUCCGGAAAAAUAUUUGUUGAUUCUGUAGUUUUUGCAUGCAGAACCAAAAGAAAAUGUACAACCUAAACGACACUCCAUUAGAUAAGGUGGGGUAGAUUUUCACCCCAUACACUCUGCACACACACAAAAUAAUCUGCACUAAAAAUUUAAUAUUGGGACUGGGGAAUUUUCUCGAGAAUUAUUAUAAGUUUGACAAUCGAUUUAGGGUCAGUUUUUUCAUUACCUUCUAGUUAAAGUUCAGUUAUUUUUUUUCCUUUGUUUAACUAUUUCACAAAAAUGUUUGAUGGGAUUAUGUAUUACAUACCGAGUGUGAAAGUUUCAUGACUGUUGAGAUAAUUUAACUGCUGAGACACAAAGUGUCUCAAAGUUUACUUUAUCUCGAGAUUCAAGACAGAAAUGAACUUUUCACCGAGUUGUGAAUACUAUUUUAUUCACAUCAAUGAAUAUUUGAAUAUGUAUUUUUAAUAAAAUAUGCUAAAAUUGCCAACAAUCAAAUACUUUUCUAGUUUAACUGACAAUUACAAAUGACUGAACUUUAACGUUUGAGAAAAAACGAGCCCUAAGUGAGUUAAGGACAUUUUUAUUAUCUGUGCUAAUAAUAUUAUUGGCUAUUAAUCACUGUGUUUUUUUGAAUGGAGGUAUCGCUUUAAUUGUUCAGAGCUAUUGCUUAAAAUUUAGUGGAAUAUUUUGCCAACCCUCUACUGUUUUCACUUUUGUAGGUUUUUUUUUGUGCAAUACCUAAGUGUUUUUAUUCAUGUCUUUAUACUUACUGAAAGGAUAGUUUUCUAUAAAUGAAGAAAUUCAUAAUAACUUGGGUACAUUCACCAGGCGGCAGCAGUAGAGUAGUUGGGUUUUAGAAAGUGAUUAUAUGUAGCCACUUUGCUGAGAAAUGGGAAAAGCAUAAUUUGCUUCAGACUUGCGCAGUCCUGUGCUUGAGUCUAGAAACUAAAAUAAAGAUUGAGAUGAAAUCGAUACAUAAGUGAGAAGAAUUUUGAACAAUGAGGACUCAUUGAUGUUUUAACUGGAUUGACUAUUACCUGCUGAUGCCUGUAGACCGUACCCAUCAAGAUGCAUUGCUCUAAAAAUUUAAGAGGGCUGACAAAAAAAAAUUGUUUGCAAUUGUCUAAAUUUUUCUACUUGUGAGGAAAUGGUACUAAAUUCUUAGAUUGUUACGCGUUACACAUUAUUUUUUAUUUAAAUUCAACUCAAAGGUUUGUAGAAAAUAUUGUUGUCAUUCAAAAAAAAAACUAAGCUGCACUUCUUAUAUUUCAUACCAGAACAUUAAUUUUAGAUGAAUUGUAGGUAGUUUUUUUAUAUAUAUUUUGAGUUUUGUACACAAUAUAAAGAAUCAUAUUUUGGUUAGUUAUUUAUAAUUAUUUUUCUCUCCACGAUAUAAUAAUAUCGUUUGUUAUGUAUAUUCAUAGCAAUGUGUUUAGUUUUGUAUUAUAAAAAUAAAUAUUUGUUUUGGUUUAAUGCUUUUCCUAGGUUAUUACCAUUAUUUAAAUAUAUUUUUAUUUGAAAAGAAAAUAGAGUGCUGGCUUGACUGGUGCAAGUCGAAAUAGCUACUCUGCAAAAAAAAAAAAAAAAACGGAUUUUAAAAAAAUGAACUAACUUUCCUAAGCACUGUGCAACUUGUAGGAAACUAGUGUGAUAUGUUGAAAAUUUUGUUGCUAAAUUUUGAUGCCUUUUUUUCCUUUUGGAAAAUGACUAUGUUCUAGCAAUAAAAUUUUCAAAAUUAUUUUUUUAUUUGUGAUUACGUUCCUUUUCUCCUUGCCUCCUUUCUUGAAAUUAUGUUUUUUUUUUUUCUUGAAAAACUCAAAUGUUCUGCAUUUUGCAUUGAAUGAACAUUCACAAUUUCCACAUGAAAUGUAUCUCAGGAUGCACCAAUGCAUAAUAUAAUAAUAUAAUUUUCAGAUGCACAGUUUUGAUGUUAAUUUUCAGGAUAUCGUUUUCUGUAGAUACAUAAUAGUCUAACAAAAUUUGGUUUUAUUUUAUUCAGCGGCUUGAGUACAUGUAGUUAUAUAUAUUUUUAGUGAAUGCUUAUAAGUCAAUGAUGAAAUUUAUUUAUUUAAUUCAUGGAAAUUAUAUUCUAAUAAACAGCCGAAGAACGAAGAAGUCUAA
Ceutorhynchus assimilis (cabbage seed weevil) is the source of this 7892-nucleotide messenger RNA. Lineage: Eukaryota; Metazoa; Arthropoda; Insecta; Coleoptera; Curculionidae. The record is from the annotation of a GenBank genome assembly.